Molecule: messenger RNA, 661 nt
Organism: Bufo gargarizans (Asiatic toad)
Lineage: Eukaryota; Metazoa; Chordata; Amphibia; Anura; Bufonidae
Gene: CTF1
Product: cardiotrophin 1
Exons: 3
Coding region: 5-661 (218 amino acids)
Source: RefSeq, a predicted model, not a curated record
CAGGAUGCUGGCGGGGGCAGUUUUCAUGGUGAUGAGCGUCACCGCCUGGUCCCGGGGAUCUGCAGCCAUUCCUCUGUCUGGAGAAGAGAUCAUCACCCAGAUCCACAGCCUGGCUACUUUAUACAAGAUCAACUCCACCCUGGUGCUCAGCACAUAUCUGCAGCACCAAGGCUCCCCGUUCAGUGACAUUAACUUCAGCUUCCCUUCCUGGUUUGAAAACGGUCUUCCCACUGCUGCUAUGGGCUUCAAGGCCUGGAGAUGUCUUUGUCCUGGUGACCGUCUUCUGCAGGCCAGACAAGCCUUCUCCGCUAUAUCUGAGUUCUUCCAACUGGUCCGGGAUGAUCAGAUGUCCCUGAACACAAUGGCUACCGAGCUGCACCGGCUCCUGGAGAUCGCCCAGAGAUCCUCAGAGGCUUUACUCAGUAACCUCAAUGAGGCCAUGCUCAUCCUGGGCUACCAGCCUCAAUCCACCCAGCCCGAACCUCUGAGCUGGGCCUCUACAGACGACAGCAUCUUCAAGAGGAAGGUACGAGGCUAUGUGCUGUGCAGAGAGUACAGGGACUGGCUAAUGAGGGUGCCCAAGGACAUGGAAAUACUGAGGGCUGCAAGGAACAGGAGGGAGACUGUUGGGUUGGACAGGAAGGAUUGCUGCCGCUCCUAG